Messenger RNA from Sinocyclocheilus anshuiensis, 2188 nucleotides. RefSeq names its product vitamin D receptor a (gene vdra). The transcript has 9 exons. Gene Ontology annotation, biological process: cell differentiation; positive regulation of transcription by RNA polymerase II; negative regulation of transcription by RNA polymerase II. Gene Ontology annotation, cellular component: nucleus. The coding region runs from base 574 to 1839 and encodes 421 amino acids. Gene Ontology annotation, molecular function: zinc ion binding; vitamin D response element binding; nuclear receptor activity. The record is from RefSeq and is a predicted model, not a curated record. NCBI's taxonomy places the organism in Eukaryota, Metazoa, Chordata, Actinopteri, Cypriniformes, Cyprinidae.
UGGUCAUGAUUUUAGUCUCAGUUUUAGUUGACCACAAUAACUCCAUGUUUUAAGGCCUGGAUUCUGUCCAUGUUUUCCGCAUCCUGGAAAUCUCCCAACUAAAGGAAGUGCUUUUCAUCACACAAUAAGAUGCACUGAAAUGUCCUCGAAAGUUACCCGCUGAUUGUGUGCCGUGUUUUCUGGAGUGUGUGCUGUGAGAGGCAUGUUGGGACGGCCUCGGCUCCGCCUGCAGCUCUUCCCUCCCUAAACGGGCCCCUCUGAUGGGAUAUAGGGCCCCUGUUCCUCUGCAUCUCCCUCCUUUUGUCCUACAAGCCUUUUCUUUCGCUAGCAAGUGCUAAAAACCAGGUCUAAAGUUCAGCGUCUCUGAUGUGCAGAUCUGGGUCAAGUCGAACAUUUGGAAAGCAUUUUUUCUCUUUCCGGAGCCGAGUUGCAGUCUUCUUCUUCCCUGCAUGGCCUGGGAUCGUUAAGGGGAAACGCUGUGGCGUGGGAGUCGGAAUUCCAGCGGAUUCCGGACGGGAUCGGAGUUCAGUGUCGAGUCGAUGCAGUGAAGUUGUCUGACGUUUCCAGAAUGUGAUGGAUCCCAUGGCCGUGAGCACGUCUGCGACGGGUCAGGAUGAGUUUGACCGCAACGCGCCGCGGAUCUGUGGAGUGUGUGGAGACAAGGCCACCGGCUUCCACUUCAACGCCAUGACCUGCGAGGGCUGCAAGGGCUUCUUCAGACGCAGUAUGAAGCGCAAGGCCAGCUUCACCUGCCCCUUCAGUGGGAGCUGCUCCAUCACCAAAGACAACCGGCGUCACUGCCAGGCCUGCCGUCUGAAGCGCUGCGUCGACAUUGGCAUGAUGAAGGAAUUCAUUCUGACAGACGAGGAGGUGCUGAGGAAGAAGGAGCUGAUCCUGAAGAGGAAGGAGGAGGAGGCGGCGCGGGAGGCGCGGAAACCUCGUCUGAGCGAGGAGCAGAUGCAGAUCAUCAACACACUGGUGGAGGCGCAUCACAAGACCUACGACGACUCCUACUCCGAUUUCGUCCGAUUCAGGCCUCCGGUCCGUGAGGGUCCAGUCACCCGCAGCGCCAGUCGUGCCGCGUCUCUUCACUCUCUGUCUGACGCUUCAUCAGAUUCAUUCAACCAUUCACCAGAGUCUGUGGACACUAAGCUGAACUUCAGUAAUCUGCUGAUGACGUAUCAGGACAGCGGCGGCAGUCCAGACUCCAGCGAGGAGGACAACUCACGCCUGUCCAUGUUACCGCACCUCGCCGACCUCGUCAGCUACAGCAUCCAGAAAGUCAUCGGAUUCGCCAAGAUGAUCCCUGGAUUCAGGGACCUGACGGCAGAAGAUCAGAUCGCUCUGCUCAAGUCCAGCGCUAUCGAGAUCAUUAUGCUGAGGUCCAAUCAGUCGUUCAGUCUGGAGGACAUGAGCUGGAGCUGCGGAGGACCGGACUUCAAAUACUGCGUCAAUGACGUCACCAAAGCGGGUCACACUCUGGAGCUGCUGGAGCCACUGGUGAAGUUUCAAGUGGGUCUGAAGAAGCUUAACAUGGCUGAGGAGGAACAUGUGCUGCUGAUGGCCAUCUGCCUGCUGUCACCAGAUCGGCCCGGUGUUCAGGACCACGUGCGCAUCGAGGCGCUCCAGGAUCGUCUGUGUGACGUCCUGCAGGCGUACAUCCGGAUCCAUCACCCCGGCGGCCGUCUGCUGUACGCCAAGAUGAUCCAGAAGCUGGCGGACCUGCGCAGCCUGAGCGAGGAGCACUCCAAGCAGUACCGCUCGCUGUCCUUCCAGCCCGAGCACAGCAUGCAGCUGACGCCGCUGGUGCUGGAGGUGUUCGGCAGCGAGGUGUCCUAGCAUCCGAGAGCCCCCCGGCACGCUCCGGAGCCCCGGCAGCAUACGGGACACCGCUAGAGCGUCACCGCUCACGCUACGGGGGCCUGUAGGGAUGCACAGGUGUGGUGCACAGGUCUGGAUAACGUCUCGGGAUUCCCGCUUUUAAGCUACGGGGAAUUCCGAAAGGAAUGUAUUAAUAAUGUAUGAAUAGAACGAUGCAUAUAAACUAAUAUUUAUAUUUAAGAGAGAGAGAGAGAGAUGGUUUGUAUUAAGUGAUAAUGUAUAGCCAGAGGAUCCUCUGUUGUAAUAGGAUUAGCAGGCUCUUCUAGUUCGUGUGUGUGUGUGUGUGUGUGUGUGUGUGUGUGUGAAA